AUGAAUAAAAAUUCCAAUAAUGAAGAAAAUGAAUUGGAAGCAAUCGAUUUUAUUGAAAAUAAAAUACAAGAUUCUCCUGCUAAAACAACCUGGAAACAUGUAUGGACAUUCGAUAAAUCACAAAAUGCAUUAUUAAACUCACCAUUUGUUGAUAUCCCUACUGAAAUUAUGUUGAAAAUCUUUGGAUUACUCUCAAUACAUGAUCUGGGAAAUGUUUCAUUAGUUUGUCGAUCUUUUAAAAUGAUCGUUGAUCAAGAUGCCAUAUGGAAAAAAAAAUGCAAUAUUAACUCACAUUUAUUUCUAUAUUUAAAUUCAUUCGAAAAUAAAAUAGUAUUAAAGAAGUUAUAUUCAAAAUCAUAUAAACAAAUUUAUAUUGAUUGGAUUUAUGGAAAAUAUCUUCGAAAUAAAGAAUUAGAAAGACUUUUAAAAAAAUAUCGAAGUAUGAACAUAUCUUGUGCUUGUAGAAUGAAAUAUUCACCUUCUCGAGAUUUUGUUCAACCCAUAAUUGAUGAAUCAUUUUGUCCUAUUUUUGGAUUUGAUCAACAUCCAAAUUCAUCAGCAGAUAUGUAA
Rotaria sordida is the source of this 570-nucleotide messenger RNA. The record is from the annotation of a GenBank genome assembly. Lineage: Eukaryota; Metazoa; Rotifera; Eurotatoria; Philodinida; Philodinidae.